CCUUCGCGUUAAGUGCUUCCUGUCACAGUUAUUUGGUCGCAAACAUGUUUUUAUUGAGGCUGUGUACACCACAGAACAUUUUAUCACGGUGUGUCUGCCCUGUGUUCGCCCGUCCACAGGGUGCGGGGCUCCACACGCAGACUCCCCAGCUCAGCUCCAACAGGACGUCCGUGGUGCGCUGCGGCCGCCAGAAGUAUGAGAGACUGUACCCGGUGAUGCUGGUCCGAGCGGACGGAUCCACCGUCAACAUCCGGUACAGAGAACCCAGACGCAUCCUCAUGAUGCCGGUCAAUCUGUCCACGCUGUCUGAAGAGGAGCGUCGAGCCAGACAGAAAAAGAGAGAAGUGAAGAAGACGAAAAAACAGACAGCAGUCCAGUAUGAAGAUGACUUCAAAGUCGACAAAUACAGCCACUUCUGGAAGAAGAAAUGACUUCUACGUGAAAGUAGAGGCUGACUGCUGCAGCGUCAGUAAAGAUCUAAAUUUCACUUCCAUUUGUGCAUCUACGGGAUGUUUUAAUCGGGUUGUUUUCGUGCCAAAAAAGUGGUUCCUCCCAAAGGUUAAAUCGCAGUGACUGAGACAGACCAAGGACAUUUGUAUGGCAGGGUGACUGACUAUACACACCAUGUGUAGCAGGCACAGCUCUGCUGAGUGCUAUGACUCUGUUACUGUCCUUGAAGCAUCAAUAACCUGCUAACAAUGGAGUAAGAAACAAUGUUGAGUUAAUAAAGUGGUUUAAAGAUGGG
Molecule: messenger RNA, 745 nt
Organism: Anarrhichthys ocellatus (wolf-eel)
Lineage: Eukaryota; Metazoa; Chordata; Actinopteri; Perciformes; Anarhichadidae
Gene: mrpl55
Product: mitochondrial ribosomal protein L55
Exons: 3
Coding region: 45-431 (128 amino acids)
Biological process (GO): translation
Cellular component (GO): mitochondrial large ribosomal subunit
Molecular function (GO): structural constituent of ribosome
Source: RefSeq, a predicted model, not a curated record